Oncorhynchus keta (chum salmon) is the source of this 7552-nucleotide messenger RNA. Its product is annotated as NXPE family member 3-like. Lineage: Eukaryota; Metazoa; Chordata; Actinopteri; Salmoniformes; Salmonidae. The transcript is spliced from 6 exons. The coding region runs from base 122 to 1834 and encodes 570 amino acids. The record is from RefSeq and is a predicted model, not a curated record.
AAAGGACAUACGAAUGCUCUUCAGACAGACAGCCUCGAAUAACAGUGGACAGGACAUCAACUUCGUAAAUAAUUUACUCUAGACAAAGAGGGACAAUACAUGAACGGCUGACUAACAGAGAAUGGACACCAUGUGGAGGAGCCUGUCCAGAUAUAUAUGCAUCUUCUUCCUGCUGGCCCUGUCAGGCCUCUUCUUCCUGUUCAGCAACAUUAACAUUCUGGAGCAGAAGCUCAACUACCAAGCAGUGUCAAUGUUCUACCAGCACCAAAGCAACAUCCACUCAUCUUUGCUCCCAGAGGGCCCUUCUCCUCUGGACCGCAACCAGAGCUACUGUAGCCAGGAGCCCUCACCGGAGGAGGCUCUGGAGGAGCGUGACCUCCUAGAGUCCAUCACCUGGCCACAGCCUCAGCCCCAUUCUGUGAAUGUGUCCCUGAACCAGACCAGUGACCCUGCACACAGCCUUUUUGUGAUCCUGCCAGCAGGGGGCAGGAGAGAGUGGCACGUGGGGAACCAGUUGGAGGCUCUGGUCCAUAUGCAUGACUUCCAGGGGCGUCCCAAAAGCUAUGGUGGAGACUUCUUGCUGGCCCGGCUGCAUUCCUCCACAUUGGGGGCAGGCGUUGCCGGACAGGUGCUGGACCACAGGAAUGGGACCUACUCUGCCAUUUUCCCGUUACUAUGGCAGGGGUCUGCACAGGUGGAGAUGACACUGGUCCAUCCUAGUGAGGCAAUUAAUGUUCUACGACGGAUACGAGAGGAACGGCCCGACCGGAUUCCCUUUCAGAGUCUGUUCCGCUCUGGAAAACUGUCCCAGACAACUGUAUGUAACCUGUGUCUGCCGACAAACCAGAAGCCGCUGUGCAAUUACACAGACCCCCACACAGGGGAGCCCUGGUACUGCUACAAGCCCAAGCUGCUGAGCUGUGACACACGGAUCAACCACGCCAGGGGACCCUAUGUGAACCAUCUGCUCGUGAACAAGGAGGCAUUGCUCUUUCAAAGUGGUGUAAAUAUCAAAGUUCCCAUUCAUCCUUCAGGGUCUGACAGUGUCAUUGUGCUGCCCGAGAAAAAAGACAAAGCAGACGUGGAGAGAAGCACCAUGAAGACAGAGUCUACCAGGAUCACUCCUUCCGGUUAUUACUUCCAAGGGUCAUGGCGAGCUCUGGGUGGUGGUGUGAUGCGCCAGUUUAACAUCUCAUCUGCCACUCAGUGUCUGAAGGGCAAGGUGGUGUACAUGUACGGAGACUCUACUGUCAGACAGUGGUUUGAGUACCUCAACACUUUAGUACCAGACCUGAAGGAGUUCAACCUUUACAGUCCUAAGAAUGUGGGGCCCUUCAUGGCAGUGGACAGCACCCACAACAUCCUGCUGAAAUACCGUUGUCAUGGUCCUCCAAUCCGCUUCAACACUGUCAUCGCCAGUGAGAUGCGCUAUGUAGCUAAUGAGCUGGAUGGCCUAACUGGUGGGUCAAAUACUGUGGUGUUCAUCAGCAUAUGUUCCCAUUUCAGCACCUUCCCUGUGCAGGUAUACAUUCGCCGACUACGCCACAUUCGGCGGGCGGUGGUGCGGCUUCUGGACCGAGCUUCGGGGACCCUGGUGGUGUUGCGCUCGGCCAACCUCCAGGCCCUGGACCCGAAAGUGAGCCUGUACAAUAGUGACUGGUUCUCAGUGCAGCUGGACGGGGUGCUCAGGGCUAUGUUCAAGGGUCUGGAUGUUGUACUGAUAGACGCCUGGGAGAUGACCCUUGCCCACCACCUCCCCCAUGCCCUCCACCCACCUCCUAUCAUCAUCAAGAACAUGAUAGACAUUAUCCUCUCUCAAGUCUGCCCAGAGUAGGGCUAGCAGAUUAAGAAUGAUUUAUGUCAGAAUUUUAUCAUUCAAUACCUACAGUAUACAAUAUUUUUUUAAAUCUUAGAAAUAUCAAUUUCUGCAUUAUGUGUUUUUACUGCUGUCACAUCACCCUUGAUAGUAUCACCAAUAUUUAAUAAGCUUACGUAUCGGCCACACGGCCUUCGUCAGAGCUUUUGUUAUGUCGGUAAAACCACCCGCUCUCUCAAACAGAGAAUAAAAGUUGAAUCAGGAGAAACGACAGGGAUUAUCCAGUCACUGUACAUUUCAAUGACCUGAAGCAUGACAUUUCCACCUUUAGAUUUUGUGGCAUAGAGAAAGUUAAGAUAUCAGACAGGGGAGGAGAUAUUAAUAAUACUCUGAGUGUUUGGGAUUUUUUUGGGAUUUUCACCCUCUAGACAUUAUUUCCUAAAGGUCUUAAUGAUGAAAUGCUUGUUAUGUUGUGAAUUUGAACAUGAAAUAUGUGUCUCUUGUAGAUUAUUCUGACGUUUUUCGAACGAUGUACCCCAUGACUAAUGAAAACUUACUAUGUCCUCAUUGAGAUUUUGCAGACAUGUUCAAUACGCCUUAUUUAUGCACUUUUGUAGUAUUUAUGAAAUGCAUAUUGUUAUAUUUGGUAGCACUUAUUUGUUUUUCCUUUGCCUCCAACCCCCUUCGAUGUGUAGAACGGAUGUGGGUGGGACCAGGUCUACACAAGGGUGCACAUUUUUUGUAAUCACAAGUGCUCUGACAAAGGCCGUGUGGCUGAUACGUAAGCUUAUUAAAUAUCAGUGAUGCUAUCAAGAGCAGUGUGCGGUCUCCUUUUUCAUUUAUCUUGUUCAAUUGUUGCCAUGCACCUGCAAAAAAGAUUGCUCAGAUGUGCGAGUGCCUUUUGAAUACUGUUGUCACAUCACAAUGAAUGAUGAUUGUUACUGAUUGUUACAUUUUGUCUGUGAACAUUUGUGUCCAGAUUUCUCUAGUGAGGCUUACACUGAGUGUACAAAACAUUAAAGACAACCGCUCCUCCAAUGACCAAGUGAAUUGAGGUUAAAGCUAUGAUCCCUUAUUGAUGUCACUUGUUAAAUCCACUUCAAUCAGUGUAGAUGAUGGGGAGGAGACAGGUUAAAUAAAGAUGUUUAAGCCAUGAGACAAUUGAGACAUGGAUUGUGUAUGUGUGCCAUUCAGAGGAUGAAUGGGAAAUACACAAGAUUUAAGUGCCUUUGAAUGGAGUAUGGCUGUAGGUGCCAGGUGCACACCGUUGGCAUAAAGAACUGUAAUGCUGCUGGGUUUUUCACGCUCAACAGUUUCCCGUGUGUAUCAAGAAUGGUCCACCACCCAAAGGACAUCCAGCUAACUUGACACAACUGUGGGAAUCAUUGGAGUCAACAUGGGCCAGCAUCCCUGUGGAACGCUUUCGACACCUUGUGGAGUCCAUGCCCCGACGUAUUGAGGCUGUUCUGAGAGUAAAAUGGGAGGGUGCAACUCAAUAUUAAGAAGUUGUCCUUAAUGUUUUGUACACUCAGUGUAUGUCAAACGUGAUUUGCUUAUUUUAAAUGUUUUAUAAAAGUACGGACUGAGCUUCAAAAUAGUAUAAUAUCAUACACUGUAGUUGGAGAAAACAUGGGAAAGUUAUUUAGCUUUAAAAGGUGAUAAACUUGUUGUCCCACAUUGGAGACAAGUAAGAGAAAAUUCCCUUUGAUUUUUAUGAGAUUUUCACACCUCCUAGGCUCUUCUUUGUUUACACCCAUUCAGCAUAGUUCACACCCUCUUAAGCCUUAGCCCAACCCACAAAUUGUUAACGCAUGUGAGUCAGCAUGGCAUUGUCCUCCAGAAAGUAGUCUCACUACUUUAUCCCUAAGAGUCUGUUGAUGCACCCGUGUGUCAAUCCAAGUAACAUAAUGAAAGAAUCCCUUCAAAAUCCAUCAGGCUGCGUCUUAAUCCACCACAUCUGCCUAUGCUUCUACACCUGCAUUGCUUGCUGUUUGGGGUUUUAGGCUGGGUUUCUGUACAGCACUUUGAGAUAUCAGCUGAUGUACGAAGGGCUAUAUAAAUACAUUUGAUUUGAUUGAUUUGAUUUGAUUUAUGCUGGCUUUCUGCAUCUGCCUAUGCUGGCUUUCUGCAUCCGCCUAUGCUGGCUUUCUGCAUCUGCCUAUGCUGGCUUUCUGCAUCUGCCUAUGCUGGCUUUCUGCAUCUGCCUAUGCUGGCUUUCUGCAUCUGCCUAUGCUGGCUUUCUGCAUCUGCCUAUGCUGGCUUUCUGCAUCUGCCUAUGCUGGCUUUCUGCAUCUGCCUAUGCUGGCUUUCUGCAUCUGCGAUUGAAGGUGCCUUAGUUACAGUGAUAUUUGGAGUUACAGUGGUGUUUGUCAGACCAUGAGACAUCCCGAAAAUUGGUCUUCUUACGAAACAUCUGUAGCGUCCAAACAGUUUGGCCUACAAAACUAUUAUGACCCCUCUAUGGAAAGGGAGACUCUCACAAACACGAUGGUGUUCUCUGUUUUGCUACGACAACCACACGUGUCACAGGACCCAUACGAAUGUGUGGAAGUAUGGAGGUAGUUUUGUGCCCCCCAAAAAUAAGGGGUGUCAACAAAAACAAACAAAUCCUGAGCUUUCUAAUAUUCGGAAAAUGUUCAGACCCCUUAUUCUAACAUUGAUUACAAAAAACAUAUUCUUAUCACACAAUACCCUAUAAUGAGAAAGCAAAAACAGUUUUUUUUAAAUGUUUGCAAAAAUGGAAAUAUCACAUUUUCAUAAGUAGACCCUUUAUUCAUUUUUUAUUAUUUUUUUAUUUAACCAGGCAAGUCAGUUAAGAACAAAUUCUUAUUUUCAAUGACAGCCUAGGAACAGUGGGUUAACUGCCUUGUUCAGGGGCAGAACAACAGAUAUUUACCUUGUCAGCUCGGGGGUUUGAACUUGAAGUUACUAGUCCAACGCUCUAACCACUAGGCCACCCUGCCGCCCCAUUAAUCAGUACUUUGUUGUAGCACCUUUGGCAGUGAUGACAGCCUCUAGACUUCUAUGGUAUGAACCUACAAGCUUGGCACACCUGUAUUUGGGGAAUUUCUCCAAUUCUUCUCUGCAGCUCCUCUUAAGCUCUGUCAGGUUGGAUGGGGAGCGUUGAUGCACAGCUAUUUUCAGGUCUCUCCAAAGAUUUUCGAUUGGGCUCAAGUCCGGGCUCCUGCUGGGCCAAUCAAGAACAUUCAGAGACUUAUCCCGAAGACAUUCCUGCGUUGCCUUAGCUGUGUGCUUAUGGUCUUUGUCCUGUUGGAAGGUGAACCUUCACCCCAGUCUGAGGUUCUGAGCACUCUGGGGCAGGUUUUCAUCAAGGAUCUCUCUGUACUUAGCUCCGUUCAUCUUUUCCUCGAUCCUGACUAGUCUCCCAGUCCCUAUCGCUGAAAAACAUCCCCACAGCAUGAUGCUGCCACCACCAUGCUUCACUUUAAUGAUGGUGCCAGGUUUCCUCCAGACAUGACGCUUGGCAUUCAGGCCAAAGAGUUCAAUCUUGGUUUCAUCAGACCAGAGAAUCUUGUUUCUUAUGGUCUGAGAGUCCUUUAGGUGCCUUUUGGCAAACUCCAAGUGGGCUGUCAUGUGCCUUUAACUGAGGAGUGGCUUCUGUCUGGCCCCUCUACCAUAAAGGCGUGAUUGGUGCAGUGCAGUGCAGAGAUGGCUGUCCUUCUGGAAGGUUCUCCCAUGUCCACAGAGGAACUCUGGAGCUCUGUCAGAAUGACCAUCGAGUUCUUGGUCACCUCCCUGACCAAGGCCCUUCUUCCCAGAUUGCUCAGUGUGGCCGGGCAGCCAGCUCUAGGAAUAAUCAUGGUGGUUCCAAACUUCUUCCAUUUAAGAUUGUUGGAGGCCACUGUGUUCUUGGUGACCUUCAAUGCUGCAGAUUUUUUUUGCUACCCUUCCCCAGAUCUGUACCUCAACACAUUCCUAUCUCAGAGCUAUUUCGAACAAUUCCUUUGAGCUCAUUGCUUGGUUUUUGCUCUGACAUGCACUGUCAACUGUAGGGGACUUACAGUUGAAGUCAGAAGUUUACAUACAGCUUAGCCAAAUACAUUUAAACUCCGUUUUUCACAAUUCCAGACAUUUAAUCCGAGUAAAAAUGCCCUGUCUUAUGUCAGAUAGGAUCACCACUUUAUUUUAAGAAUGUGAAACAGAAUAAUAGUAGAGAGAAUUAUUUAUUUCAGCUUUUAUUUCUUUCAUCACAUUUCCAGUGGGUCAGAAGUUUACAUACACUCAAUUUGUAUUUGGUAGCAUUGCCUUUAAAUUGUUUUGGGUAGCCUUCCACAAGCUUCCCACAAUAAGUUGGGUGAAUUUCGGCCCAUUCCUCCUGACAGAGCUGGUGUAACUGAAUCAGGUUUGUAGGACCCCUUGCUCUCACACGCUCUUUCAGUUCUACGCACAAAUGUUCUAUAGGAUUGUGGUCAGGGCUUUGUGAGGGCCACUCCAAUACCUUGACUUUGUUGUACUUAAGCCAUUUUGCCACAACUUUGGAAGUAUGCUUGGGGUCAUUGUCCAUUUGGAAGACCCAUUUGCGACCAAGCUUUAACUUCCUGACUGAUGUCUUGACAUGUUGCUUCAAUAUAUCCACAGAAUUUUCCUUCCUCAUGAUGCCAUCUAUUUUGUGAAGUGCACUAGUCCUUCCUGCAGCAAAGCACCCCCACAACAUGAUGCUGCCACCCUCGUGCUUCACGGUUGGGAUUGUGUUCUUCGGCUUGCAAGCCUCCCCCUUUUUCCUCCAAACAAAACGAUGGUCAUUAUUGCCAAACAUUUUUAUUUUUGUUUCAUCAGACCAAAGGACAUUUCUCCAAAAAGUACGAUCUUUGUCCCCAUGUGCAGUUGCAAACCGUAGUCUGGAUUUUUAAUGGCGGUUUUGGAGCAGUGGUUUCUUCCUUGCUGAGCGGCCUUUCAUGUUAUGUCGAUAUAGGACUUGUUUUACUGUGGAUAUAGAUACUUUUGUACCUGAUUCCUCCGGUAUUUUCACAAGGUCCUUUGCUGUUGUUCUAGGAUAGAUUUGCACUUUUCGCACCAAAGUACGUUCAUAUCUAGGAGACAGAACACGUCUCCUUCCUGAGUGGUAUGACGGCUGCGUGGUCCCAUGGCCUGUAUACUUGCGUACUAUUGUUUGUACAGAUUAAAGUGGUACCUUCAGGCGUUUGGAAAUUUCUCCCAAGGAUGAACCAGACUUGUGGAGGUCUACAAUGUUUUUUCCUGAGGUCUUGACUUAUUUAUUUGGAUUUUCCCAUGAUGUCAAGCAAAGAGGCACUGAGUUUGAAGGUAGGCCUUGAAAUACAUCCACAGGUACACCUCCAAUUGACUCAAAUUACAUCAUUUUCUGGAAUUUUCCAAACUGUUUAAAGGCACAGUCAACUUAGUGUAUGUAAACUUCUGGCCCACUGGAAGUGAGUUAUAAGUCAAAUAAACUGUCUGUAAACAAUUGUUGGAAAAAUGACUUGGGUCAUGGACAAAGAAGAUGUCCUAACCGAAUUGCCAAAACUAUAGUUUGUUAAACAAGAAGUUUGUGGAGUGGUUGAAAAAUGAGUUUUAUUGACUCCAACCUAAGUGUAUGUAAACUUCAGACUUCAACUGUAUGUAGACAGGUGUGCCUUUCCAAAUCAAGUCCAAUCAAUUGAAUUUACCAAUCAAGUUGUAGAAACAUCUCAGGGAUGAUCAAUGGAAUCAGGAUGCACCUGUCCUGAGCUCAAUUUCAAGUCUCAUAGCAAAGGUUCU